Rhinichthys klamathensis goyatoka is the source of this 1926-nucleotide messenger RNA. It is a transcript of the gene lrrc41, whose product is annotated as leucine rich repeat containing 41. The transcript is spliced from 10 exons. The record is from RefSeq and is a predicted model, not a curated record. Bases 61 to 1902 code for a protein of 613 amino acids. Lineage: Eukaryota; Metazoa; Chordata; Actinopteri; Cypriniformes; Leuciscidae.
ACAACAGUAGAGAUGUAUCGAGCACGCGCUCGGCUGUAAGAAAACAAUAUUUGUGCUAAAAUGGGAGUUUCAGAUGGAAGCUCGUUGGUGCAAAUGUGCAUCGUGAAAGUUGCUCAAAACAUUGAUCUAUUAGAAAGAAAGGUUUUGAAUCUGCCUGUCUCUCUCCUGAAAGACUUACUGCCACAUCUAAACAUUUACUAUCUGGACAGGAUUGAAACUGCUGCUGCCACUAAAGGAAUCUCCACCUCUGUAAUUUGGGCAACAAUAUGGAGAGAUCUGGAUCAGACGUGGCGCUGGAGAUCGAAGUCAGCGCCGCUCACUCAGGACUGGAAGCAGCGAUGCUUGGAAAGGCUCUUUCACAUGGUCAUGUUCACCCAAGUCAGUCGAGGAGGAGCGUACCUUUCCAACCUCAGCGAUUCCUCCAUCCUCUCCAUGACCGUGAAGCACGUCAGAGUCCUCUCUCUAAACACCUCAACCAAAAACAUCUGCAGGCUCGCAUCCGGUGCCCUGCGGCCCAUCCUGAGCACCCUUGAAACGGGCGUGACGUCCCUCAGAUUACUGGAUGCCAAUGCUCUAUUCAAACAGGGGCGGAAACACGUGCUGUUCAUCCUCCACCGGCUCCUGGACCACGGCUCUGUCAGAGAAGUGGUUCUGAGAAGAAACUCAGAUUCAUCUUUUCUGCGCUGGCUCAUGUCCAGGCACAGGGGUCCUCAGGGGUCAUCAGUGUCACCAGAGACGCCCCACGCUGAUGGCCAUUGUUCAGGAGAAGAUGAUGGAGAGCUGGAGGAACCCGCAGCCAAACGUCUCGCUUUAGACAUGGAGGAAAAUCCAGAGGUUUUGUGCCGCGAGUUUUCGUCCUUUAGCAGCCCUGCUGACCACUGCCCUGAAGGUCAGAUCCACUCGUUUGAUUUUGAAGUGUCCAAAUGUGAAAUCCUGACCACGGUGUCACACAUCCUGCCUACAUGGUUGUGUCUUCACACACUACAUCUUCAUCACAGCGACUGGCUCAUUCGUGAGGAGGAGAUGUCAGUGUUGGUGGAGUCUCUCAGACUCUUGUUCCUGAACCCCGGCUGCUCUCUCACAGAUCUCAGUAUAAGUCACGUUUGCGGUCACACACACUUGAUCAGCGUGCUGAGAGCGUGUCCGAGUCUCCUGAGCCUUUCUCUGGAGAUCUGCCCUCCUGCCGACGGAAACACACGUCACAGGCUCCAGACGCGCUUCACUCAGAGCAGACAGCUGUGCCUGGAGAAGCUGUCGCUCAAAUCCACUGGUCCGAUGACAGUCAAGUGUUUCCUUCCGGCGCUGACGUGGACUCCCAAACUCACCAGCCUUCAUCUCUCAGGAACACGCCUGUCCCCACGCUUCUUCCACACAGUAGCAGAAUCGAAUCCUUUACUCAAAGUAUUAAACCUGGAAGACGUAAACCUAGCUGACUAUCACCAGGAGAUCCUCCAUUUCCUGGAAUAUUCUGUGUUAGAAGAGCUGUCCUUGAAAGACUGUCGGCUGCUGGACAAGUGUACCGUAAAGAAGGACUUCCUGCUGCCGUUUGUAGAAGCGCUGAGAGGGGUCUCGUCCCUCCAGAGCCUGAUGCUGGCCCAGAACCGACUCGCAUCAGGUGUCAUCGAGAUAGCCAACUUAUUUUCAGGAUGCCGUCCCAGCAAAAUCACAACAUUAGACCUUAGCUCAAACUUCAUUCUUCCUGCUGAACUUCUGGAGUUUGCACAGCUGCUGGAAACAUGCAGACCAGUUCAGCGACUGACCCUAGACCUGCGCUUUAACCCACUGGAUCGUGACCCUGAGGUCAAAGGUCAAGCUCUGCGAAAGCUCAUCCCGUACUGUAACAUGUUAACGGACGACUGGGACUCCAGGUCCACCAUGGCGGAUCACAUCAGUGUGAUGUGACAAACUCUUUAGCUGCCUUGUGAA